This is a messenger RNA of Nerophis lumbriciformis (worm pipefish), 867 nucleotides long. NCBI's taxonomy places the organism in Eukaryota, Metazoa, Chordata, Actinopteri, Syngnathiformes, Syngnathidae. The record is from RefSeq and is a predicted model, not a curated record.
AUGGACGAGCAGCAAUCAUCUCCUGCCAAUACGGAGAACACCAGCCAGAGAAAUGGAGAUGAGAAGACAAGACGUUCCAACUGGAGUAAAGGCAGGAAAAGAAAGAAGCCUAUGAAGGACAGGAAUGCACCCAAAGCACCGUUGACAGGCUACGUUCGCUUCAUGAACGACCGGCGCGAGCAGCUGAGGGCCGAGCGUCCAGACGUGCCCUUCCCGGAGAUCACCAGGAUGCUGGGUAACGAAUGGAGCAAGCUUCCUACAGAGGAGAAGCAGCGAUACCUAGACGAGGCAGACCGCGACAAGGAGCGCUACAUGCGGGAGCUGGAGAAGUACCAGAAAACGGAGGCGUACAAACAUUUUACCAGGAAGGUCCAGGAGAAGCAGAAGGGCAAGAGACACAGAGAGAGGUCAGCCAAACAGUCAUUACACAAUCACCAGAAGGAUGCAGAAGGGAAGGACAGAACAGUGUUUGAUAUCCCCAUAUUUACAGAGGAGUUCCUUAACCACAGCAAAGCUCGAGAGGCUGAGAUGCGGCAGCUACGCAAGACCAAUAUGGAAUAUGAGGAACGCAACGCGGCACUACAGAAGCACGUGGAGAGCAUGCGUGGCGCCGUGGAGCGUCUCGAGGGUGAUGUGAUGCAAGAGAGGGGGCGUAACAGCCUGCUCCACCAGCACCUAGACACCUUGCGACAGGCGCUCGCUGCCAGCUUCGCCUCUGUGCCUCUGCCAGGCAGUGGAGAGAUGCCUACCCUGGAUUCCAUUGACUCAUACAUGAAGAAACUGCACAGCAUCAUCAUGAGCAACCCGCAAGAACACGAAAGCCUCAUCAACACUGUGAGAGAACUGGUCAAUCGUCUGGACAGGUAG